Mucor velutinosus is the source of this 1140-nucleotide messenger RNA. RefSeq lists its product as uncharacterized. Gene Ontology annotation, molecular function: alpha-1,2-mannosyltransferase activity. The transcript is spliced from 3 exons. Gene Ontology annotation, cellular component: Golgi apparatus; membrane. The record is from RefSeq and is a predicted model, not a curated record. NCBI's taxonomy places the organism in Eukaryota, Fungi, Mucoromycota, Mucoromycetes, Mucorales, Mucoraceae. Gene Ontology annotation, biological process: cell wall mannoprotein biosynthetic process; protein N-linked glycosylation. Bases 1 to 1140 code for a protein of 379 amino acids.
AUGAUUACAGCAAGAUAUGGCAGAAUUGGCUUACUGAUAUUGCUGCCAUUUUGCGUGCUUUUAAUGGUGUAUUAUGGAUACUACAACAGUCAAAACAGAUAUCCGCCUUACAAAUACGACUACAAGAGUCAGCAAGACAAGAAUCAGACUGCAAGAGAAAACGCUGCUUUUGUGGUGUUGGCACGAAAUGCAGAUCUGAAUGGACUCCGAGAGUCGAUGCAGAUGAUGGAAGACAGGUUCAACAAGAAAUUCAACUAUCCCUGGGUCUUUUUGAACAAUGAACCCUUUGACGAUAAAUUCAAAGAGUGGACUACUGGGUUGGCUUCUGGUAAAACCUAUUAUGGUGAAUUAACGCAAGAAAUGUGGGGAUACCCUGAUUGGAUAGAUCAGCAAAAGGCAAAGGAAUCAAGAGAUGCUAUGCAGGCAGCAGAGGUGAUUUACGGUGGACUUGAAUCCUAUCGCCACAUGUGUCGAUUCCAAAGUGGCUUCUUUUUCCGACACCCUUUGAUGGAACAAUUUGAUUACUAUUGGCGUGUAGAACCUGAUGUCAAAUUCACUUGUGACAUUGACUAUGAUCCUUUCAAAGUGAUGCGAGAAAAGGAUCUAAAAUACGGGUUUGCCAUCUCACUGCACGAAUAUGAAAACACCAUCCCCACCUUAUGGGAGACCACCAAGCAAUUCAUGGCAAAAUAUCCUCAACAUAUUAUACCUGCAAAUGAUUCUGAGAGCUUAAUGAGUUGGGUCACCAAUGAUGGAGGGAACACGUAUAACUUGUGUCACUUUUGGAGUAACUUUGAGAUUGCCUCCUUGGCAUUCUUGAGAUCUCAGGCUUACUUGGACUAUUUCAAUUACCUGGACAAGGCGGGCGGUUUCUUCUAUGAGAGAUGGGGUGAUGCUCCAGUGCACAGUAUUGCUGCCGCUCUAAUGCUCAAGAAGUCUGAGGUGCAUUUCUUUUAUGAUAUGGGCUAUUUCCAUAAUCCCUUCAAGAAUUGCCCUAGUGAACCGGGAUGGCUUGCAGCUGAAAAGUGUAGCUGUGAUCCAGCAGACAGUAUGGAUGACCAUUGGUGGAGUUGCACACCUGAAUUCUUAAAGCUUGUUGGCAAGCAAAGGACUGAUUUCCUCAUCACAGAAAGAUAUUAG